Molecule: messenger RNA, 2714 nt
Organism: Orbicella faveolata
Lineage: Eukaryota; Metazoa; Cnidaria; Anthozoa; Scleractinia; Merulinidae
Product: transmembrane protein 245-like
Source: RefSeq, a predicted model, not a curated record
CCUAGACGGGCACAGUUUGCAGUACCACCUGAGGAUCGCCUGUUUUCCCUUGUUCUUUUUGCCUUGUUUUACAGUUCAGUUCAACUGUAGCUCACAGAGAAUGGCAACUUUAAAGACGACACUUCGGCAUAGGAGUCUUGAUUCGCUUAGCUCUCCAUUUAGUGCCGUUUUCACUUCGGUUGGUGUGCAACAAAAUGAAAAGGCCUUGAAACUUGCAUUCUAUAACACCGCAGCAUUGGUUUUUGUGGCGUUAAGCGGUUGUGCUGCAGUUGCGGUUUAUUAUGUGUUGGAGCCUUUCCUGCGGCCUCUUUUGUGGGCCUCUCUGUGUGGAGCCUUUCUAUAUCCUUUCAAGUGGAAACUAACUCAAGCUGUCCGAGGAUUUCUCUGUUCUUUGCGAGAAUCUAAAACACCUUUGGUGGUGGGUGCUAUGGUGCUGCCAUUUCACUUGGCCAAUAAAUCUUCAGACUUUGUGGGGUCGUUAAUUGUACAAAAAAUACGAAUCUUUUUCAUAUUUAGUCUCAUUGCUGUCGGAGUUUACGUGUUGUACAUUAUUCAGCCGUUUAAUGAGAUUGUCUGGAUUUUAAAAGGAUCUGGAUUGGUGGUACACUUGCUGUUGGAUUUCUUUUACAAUCCCUAUUUAGUAUGGUCAAUUAUAGUUGGAUACAUUCUAAUUCUGGUAUUUUUCUGGACCCCAAGCUCCUCAAUCAUCAUUUCAGUGUUCUCUCUCCCUGUGUGGAUUAUGUUUCUGCUUCAUCUUGUUUCUCUCACUGGAUCUUACAGAAUUCCAUUUUUCAUGCUGCUUGUCAUAUGCUCAAUUGUUGGAUGUAUUACUGGAGUUUCAGAGGGGCAUGAUCAAGUUGAUAGCAGGGAAGACUGGGAGAAUAGAAGACAUAGUUUGCUUAGGGGCUUAUCUGUGGCAGCUGUUGCCUUGGUAAAAUCAUUACCAACCUCUGAGUCAAAUGACUCCUGUGAUGAAAGCCAUAAAGACUCAUCUCCAAUGGUCUGUCCUUCAACACAUUCUGCUGCAUCAUCCAAGGAUGGAACAGAUAUUGUUGAUGAAAAAGCUUUGUUAAAGCUUCGCAGAAGUAGAAUGCAAAAACCAAAACAGAAACUUAAGAUCAAGGAAGAGGGCAAAUAUGAUAGCAAAAGCAAGAUGUAUUUUCAGGCUCUUUUCUGGGGAAUUCUGCUGUCAAGACUUUGGCUUCAUUGGGACUUUAUAGUGAUUCUGUUGAUACCGAUCAUAUUUUAUGCAUUGAAACAACUUUUAGCAUACUGGAGUUCCUCAAUUUAUUCAAGUGCACCAUCAGUAUUUCUCCUUUCUCAGUGGGACAACCUUAAAAGUUGGGCUAAUGAAAGAAAACAAGCAUUGAUUCCAACACCACUCAGUGGAUUGUUCAAAGGAGGAAUUAAAGUAGAUUUCACUAUUAACAGCAUAAUGGAUAAAUCUUUGGAAAACAUUAUAAGUAUCUUCAUGGUGUUGUUCCUUGUUGUGGCUUUCUCCCUUAUUACAGUUUUCUUUGCAGUGCAGGUUCAUCACGAAAGUGCACAACUGGUGUCUGUAAGUGCCAACCUAGUAAACAAGGUGAUGGCUGACAAUCCGCAGCUUGUCAAUUGGAUCCAAGAGAACAAAGAACUGAAGAAAACUCUAGAAUCAACUGUAGAAAGAGCCUACAAGCACGGAAGAAAAUUUAUAGCAGUCAAGGUUCAAUCCAUGUUUGGUGACAGCAAUUCCAGUGAACUCCAGGAACAAGUGCUUGAUCUGACUGAUAGAAUUUAUAAUUCAUGGGUUAACUGGGGCAAUUCUUCAACAACAAAGGAAGUAUCAACAAAUGGAACAAUCACAACAGUCAAACCCGACAGCAGCAACAUGACUGCUGCUCUCUCUUGGAAAAAUGUGAUGAACAUAUUCAAUGUGUUUGAUUUCAGGGUCUCUUUUGCUUUGAUAAGAGAAAAUCUGGGCACUCUUCUCUCUUUGCUUGAGUCUGUUUGGAUCUUUCUGAAGGGAAAUAUAACUUUUGCAUUCAACCUUGUAACUACUGUUCUGUCCAUUGCGUUCUUCAGUGGGGCUUACCUUUUGAACACUGGCUUGUCAAUGAUUAUUUUUGUCACUGCCUUGUUUUACUUGUUGAGCACCUCUGGGGAACAGUACAAACCUGUAGAGUGGUUUGGCAAACUAACAGCCACUGGCACAGCUGGGUUUGGAGAUUCUGCCUAUGGAGCCAUAAGGGGUGUUUUUGGUGCAGCAGUUAAGAUGGCAACUUUCUAUGGCAUCUACACAUGGCUGACCCAUACAACAUUUGGUGUAAAUAUUGUAUACAUACCCUCAGCAUUUGCUGCCAUUACUGCUGUUGUUCCUUUUAUUGGCACAUAUUGGGCAGCAGCGCCAGCUGUACUUGAUUUGUGGCUAGUCCAGGGUCACGGAAUAAUGGCGGCUGUCUUAGCAGUCUGCCAUUUCCUACCCACGUACUUUGUAGAUGUCGCUAUUUACAGUGAGAUCAGUGGGUAUGUGCUUUUCAAUUUACAGUUGUUUAAUUAGUUUUGGUCAUUUUAUGUUAAUUACCUUUAAAUGGAUUGAAUUGCAAAAGCAGUAUUGCCUGUUAAUUAGGGGAUGGCAGUUAUAUGUCUACAGGGUUUGCAGCUGUGGGUGGCAUUGGCAUGUGGGGGAUAGUGAAGUAGCUUAAAAUCUAAAGGGUUUUGGCUGCAAUACUGACCAA